This is a messenger RNA of Neurospora tetraspora, 2313 nucleotides long. RefSeq lists its product as uncharacterized. NCBI's taxonomy places the organism in Eukaryota, Fungi, Ascomycota, Sordariomycetes, Sordariales, Sordariaceae. The coding region runs from base 1 to 2313 and encodes 770 amino acids. The record is from RefSeq and is a predicted model, not a curated record. The transcript has 2 exons.
AUGUCGCACCCCUAUUCAGACAACCUUUACUCGUACCCGGGCCUGGGAAACGACGAGGACAUCGAGGAAGCUGCUGGUCCCCAACAGGACCAAAGGCAAAUCCAAAAUGUAUCUCUGCCUAUCGAUGACUUCAUUAAUAACACGUCAGAGUCUUCAUUCAACUCUCCAUUUUCUCCCCCUCCCUUGGACGAGGACCCGUCUCUCGACCCGUCAAUGACCGGUGAUAGCAAGGCGAGAGAGGCGGCUCGCUUGUCAGGACGCGACGAAGACAUUUACGACGCAGAUGAGGGAGAGACGACGCAUCAGUCAUCUCGGAUAGAUGGCGGCUAUCCAUCUCUUCCCGUUUCCAGUUCGACAUAUGCCACGCCAUCGGCCCACUCACAACCACACCAGGCCGCGUACUACCCGCACUUCCCAUCACAAGCCGACUCAUCAUCAUCCCCAUAUAUACCCCCGACGUCUGGUUCACCCUACGCGGCUUACCCUCAACAUCAUCAAUCAACAUCCAGUCAAGGCUCUUCACCAUUCCUUUUUGAAGCCCCUCCAGCCUACACUCCUUCGCCGACGUCGGCUUCGCCAACAAGCCCCUUGAACUCCCACGCAGCAUCCUCAACAACCUACCAGACCUUCCCUCAGGCAACAACACCACCCUCUUCCUCGACCGACAGCAUGGGUCGUCCGGACGAGUCCACUGGCCUGCUGAACCGUGGCCCAGAAAGCAUGGGCAACCCCGGUGAUGGGCCGGAGAAUACGAACCCUACUUGGACUGAGCGAGCGAGGAAUCGUCUGCCCUCCCGGGAAACCGUCAGGAAGACUCUCCUGGCAUUGAUUGUUGCGGUCCUGCUGUUGGGCAUUGUUACCCCUUCAUCCAAUUCCGACCACAACAACAACCCAUCAUCCCCCUCUCGACCUGGCCAUGGCGACGGACGAGGAGGUUCUUCCCCAUCAACACCGCCCGUCAUGCAAUACCCCGACGUCGACAACGAGUCCGACUGGUUCUCGCGCUAUCGCUGCCGCGGCGGCCGCACCAUCACUCGUCCAACCGAGACCUACGACGUCUCCUUCUCCUCCAGCAAGCACCUGACCAUCAACCAAGAGCGUCUCGACGACGGUGACACGCACCACUACGACACGUACGUUCAAAUCCAAGGCGAAGUCAUCGUCCGCCGUUCCGGUAAAGACACCCCCGACCCCUCCAUCGUCCUCGACGUCAUCGUCAACGACGACCGCAUCCCAAUCGAAACGCACUGGAACCCCAGCGACCAAGCCCUCACCAUCAAGACCCCCGACGGGCUCAACACGGGCGAGCGCAACCUCAAGUUAUGUGCCACCGUGAAGGCCACCGUCUGGGUGCCCGAGGACGCGGAGCUCAAUUACCUCCAGAUCGCCACCAUCCAUUUGGGCGUCCAGCUGCUCGAUAACCUGUCUCUGACGGUCAAGACCCUCGCUAGGUUCGACGCUGUGGUCGGAAACAUCAUUUCCGCUUCCUCUGGCGCCUCAAAGAACAACAACAAGGAGGUCCCGCGCGACACCUCCCCCGACUCUUACACCUUCCACCCCCGUAAAUGCGAAGCGGGUACCACCUCCGGCCAGAUCUACGGCGUCUGGCCGUUGUUUGACUCUCUCACCUUAAAAUCCACAUCAGGCGACAUCAAAGUCGGCAUUGAACCCCACGACAACUGGGACAAGGACUCCAUGUCUGCUCCUCAGUCUGCAGAGCUCUCCAUCCGUUCCGCCUCCGGCGACCUCGACUUCCGCGAGCAUGGCGUCAGUGUCACAGGCAAAACCCCCCCACAGGUUCCCAAGAGGGAUUAUAUUCUCGACGUGCACACCACGAGUGGUAACGUCCAUGGUCUGGCGGCUUUUCGGUCGUAUGCUACUGUGAAGUCAACCAGCGGCACGCUCAAACUUGGACUUCUUCCGGUAUUGAAGUCUGCUGAGGACGACCAUCCGGUUGAAGUGUCGACCUCGUCCACCUCGGGCAGCACAACAAUCACCAUUUUUGACCCCGUCUACUUUUCUUCCUCUUCCCAAGUAGCAACCACCCCCAACCCCGCCUUCCGCAACCUCUACAACCAACACACCUCCACCUCGGGCGAUUUUCACCUCUACCUCCCUUCCUCCUGGGAGGGUGAGAUCGUCAUGACUUCGCUCAGCGGCAAGCUGGCAGUUGCUGGGAAGGAUGUCCAGAUUAUCAAGAGUGGGGAGCAGUGGCCGGGGUUCAAUAAGGAGUUGGUCGCCAAGAAGGGCUCGGAGGGAAGUAGAGUUAGGGUGGGGUUGACUAGUGGGAGUGGGGAGGUUAGGGUUGGUUAG